AUGCCGUUUGACUUUGUCAGAACAAACCGAUUCGCAAAGCCCCCCUUCACCCUGGGAGAUCUGCGCCGAGCCAUCCCCCCCCACUGUUUCCAGCGCUCCCUCCUGCGCUCCUCCGCCUACCUCCUUAUCGAUCUCGCCUUCGCCGCCUUAUUCCUCUACGCCACCACGCGCUUCGACGACAUCCACCAACUCGUAGAUCCGGCCGUUGAAUCGCGCCUCCCGGCGCAUCUCCAGCCGUACGUUCGGCCGGCGGUGUCGGUGAUCCUGUGGGGGCUGUACACGUGGCUGCAGGGGUGCGUGUGCACGGGCCUGUGGGUGAUCGCGCACGAGUGCGGCCAUGGCGCGUUUUCGGACUACGCGUUUGUGAAUGACACGGUCGGCAUGGUGGUGCACUCCUGGCUGCUCGUGCCUUACUUCUCCUGGAAAUACAGCCAUCGCCGUCACCACAGCAACACGGGCAGCCUGGAGAAUGACGAGGUACGUGUUUGUGCCGGCGCGAAGCGGGCAGUCUCAGAGUACCUGCAGCACCCCUUUGGGCGCGUGCUCUCCAUCUUCAUCACGCUGACUCCCUCUUGCCCCCAUUCCCUCUCCCCACGCCAGGUGUAUGUGCCUGCACGUAGGGAGCAGCUGGGGCCAGUGUCGGAGUACCUGCAGCACCCCUUUGGGCGCGUGCUCUCCAUCCUCGUGUUUGUGCCGGCGCGAAGGGAGCAGCUGGGGCCAGUGUCGGAGUACCUGCAGCACCCCUUUGGGCGCGAGCGUGUGAGCGUGCCUGUUCCAACACUUUUCUGUUAUCUAACCUUCACGCCCACGCCAGGUGUUUGUGCCGGCGAGAAGGGAGCAGUUGGGGCCAGUGUUUGUGCCAGCGAGAAGGGAGCAGCUGGGGCCAGUGUGUUUGUGCCGGCGAGAAGGGAGCAGCUGGGGCCAGUGUCAGAGUACCUGCAGCACCCUUUUGGGCGCGUGCUCUCCAUCUUCAUCACGCUCACCCUUGGCUGGCCGCUCUAUCUCGCCUUCAACGUGUCGGGCCACGAGUACAAGGGCGUGCAUGCCAACCACUUCAGCCCCUACUCGGGGAUUUUCUGCGAUCGGGAGCGGUUCUGGGUGGUUGUGAGCGAUCUGGGGCUGUUGGGAGUGCUCGGGUGCCUGUACUCCCUCGGCUCGGCCUAUGGCCUCGCAUGGGUGCUUAAGGUGUAUGUUUGCCCUCUCCUCAUAGUGAACAUGUUCCUGGUGCUCAUCACGCUGCUGCAGCACACGCACCCCGCCCUGCCACACUUCGACUCGACCGAGUGGGAGUGGCUGCGAGGGGCGCUCGCCACUGUCGACCGCGACUACGGCUACCUCAACAUCGUGCACCAUCACAUCGCGGACACCCACGUGGCGCAUCACAUAUUCUCCACCAUGCCGCACUACCAUGCGGAGGAGGCCACCCGAGCCAUCAAGCCAAUCCUAAAGGAUUACUACCAGUUUGACGGCACUCCCAUCGUGAAAGCCCUCUGGCGGGAGGUGUCACAGUGCGUCUGUGUGAGUACCUACCAACCCUUCUGA
Closterium sp. NIES-65 is the source of this 1542-nucleotide messenger RNA. Lineage: Eukaryota; Viridiplantae; Streptophyta; Zygnematophyceae; Desmidiales; Closteriaceae. The record is from the annotation of a GenBank genome assembly.